Plasmodium malariae is the source of this 582-nucleotide messenger RNA. RefSeq names its product conserved Plasmodium protein, unknown function. The transcript has a single exon. Lineage: Eukaryota; Apicomplexa; Aconoidasida; Haemosporida; Plasmodiidae. Bases 1 to 582 code for a protein of 193 amino acids. The record is from RefSeq and is a predicted model, not a curated record.
AUGCCGCAUCAUUUAACUUCGUUCGUUGCCGCUUUAACUGGAUCGAUUAGUUCAGGAACUUGCUGUGGAUGUAUCCCUUUCACGUUUUCCCCUGCUGUUACACCUGCAAUUGCAUCUUCAACUGCUCCCAUAUCAGCAACCAUACCUAACACAGUUGUUCCUGCUGCUGUUGCAUCUCAAAGUGCUAUAACAUCAACACCAGUCUUAGGAAGUGUUGUUGCGUUUUUUGCCCCGUAUUUGUCUUUUUAUAAGAAAUGUAAUAUCUUCGAAGAAACGAAAGAAAGUCCUAAAAAGGUGGACAAAAUGUGUCAGUGUAAUUUAAUCAGUGCAGAUGAACUAAAUUAUCAAAGUCAUGAUAUGCUAAAGGAACAAUCGUAUCUUAGCAGAGAAGAGAUUUUUGAAAAAAAUACUGAUAACGAACAUUGCUCUAGUGAUAAUGAAACAGUUAAUAAUUGCAAUUUAAAUAUUAAGGAGGAAAUAAUUAAGGAAGAAUUGAAUUUAUUAGAUCAUGAAAAAUCUUUUACCAGUAGUGAAUAUUCUAUGCAUUCCUUUCUAGAAGAUGCAGAAAUGGGAACAAUUUAA